ACACCACAAGUGUCGUCAGUUAGUCAUCUUCCUAAUAUCUGAGGAUAAUCAAAAAAAAAAAAAAAAUGUGUACUCUUUAGUUCAGGUAAGCUGUGAAAUUACUAAAAAAAAAUCUCGCAUCUCAAUCAUCUUUUUUCCUUUGUCUGUCUUAACCUCUUAUCUUCCUAGAGAAAGAGGACCAUUUCUCAGUAUCAAUCCAGAAUACUGCACGCAAAGAAACGGUCCCCGAUUCGCAGAAAAUCCAAACAAUUUCGUUCUUUUUUCUCUUAUUUAUCCAAUACAAGAAAGUUAAAAGAAAGAUGCUAUUUUCAAGUCGUUUUCUAGCUGGAAUCUCCACAACAUUACUGUAACUAAACCAAGCAACAAAACCCAGCAAAAUUCCCAGACCCACCAACUGUUCUACGAAAUUCCCAAAUGACUUCUUCUUCUUUUACAACCAUGUCUUCCGUUACAAUUACACAUCGCCGACUCCUCGACGCUGAAUUCGCCGUUCCACCGCAAACCCACGGAAACAGAACGCGUGACUUGUACAUCGGCGAGUCGAACUUCGACACGAACAUGGUGAUCAUUCUGGCCGCUUUGCUCUGCGCGCUGAUAUGCGCGCUGGGGCUGAACUCCAUUCUCCGCUGCGCGCUGCGCUGCAGCCGGAGAUUCGCGUCGGAGACGCCGCAGCAGGCCGCGGCGAGGCUCGCAGCCACGGGGCUGAAGAAGAGCCAUCUGCGGCAGAUUCCCGUGGCGGUCUACGGCUCAGGAGCGGGCAUUCCGGCGACCGAGUGCCCGAUCUGCCUUGGCGAGUUUGUCGACGGAGAGAAGGUGAGGGUGCUGCCGAAAUGCAAUCAUGGAUUCCACGUUAGGUGCAUAGAUACUUGGCUUCUGUCACACUCGUCGUGCCCGAAUUGCCGGAUUUGCCUGCUUGAACAGCAGCAGCAACAAACUACGGUCGUCUCGGAGCCGAAUCGAGACGAAGAAGUUGAAGGAGAACGGACGCCGGAGAAUGAGUCCCGCCGGGAAUAUAGCGUGGUCGUAACGGUACACGAGGCAGAGCGAUCACCGGAAAAUGAGCCCCGCCGGGAAGAUAGCGUGGUCGUGACGGUACACGAGGCAAGUUGAUCAUCACCGCUGAUUUUUAACCGAUUCUAACUCGGCGAGAG
Morus notabilis is the source of this 1151-nucleotide messenger RNA. Its product is annotated as RING-H2 finger protein ATL74. The transcript has a single exon. Gene Ontology annotation, biological process: protein ubiquitination. The coding region runs from base 415 to 1110 and encodes 231 amino acids. Gene Ontology annotation, molecular function: transferase activity. NCBI's taxonomy places the organism in Eukaryota, Viridiplantae, Streptophyta, Magnoliopsida, Rosales, Moraceae. The record is from RefSeq and is a predicted model, not a curated record.